AUGGUAGCUCCAACCCAAAUUCUGCGGAGCGCUACCAAUCCUGCGCCAAAAUCAUGGUCCAGCUCCCUUAAGCUGCCCAAGUCUGCCUUUCCCCCUCGCCCGGCACCUUCGACCGACUACCUGCGCCAGGUCACCGACGAUCUCUACGCAUGGCAGCAGUCGCCAGAGCGCCAGACCAAAUCGACCUUUGUCCUCCACGACGGCCCGCCAUACGCCAAUGGCAACCUGCACAUUGGUCAUGCUCUGAAUAAGAUUUUAAAGGAUCUCAUCUGCCGCUUCCAUGUCGGCCAGGGCAAGAAAGUCGACUACAUUCCUGGCUGGGAUUGCCAUGGCUUGCCCAUUGAGCUCAAGGCGCUCCAGUCGCUGACAGAUGCGAAGCGCGAACGUUUGGGCCCGGUGGGCGUGCGCGCCGCCGCCCGCCACCUUGCCGAGAAGACAGUUGAGCAACAAAUGGAAGGGUUCCGCAAGUGGGCCAUCAUGGGCGACUGGAACAAUGCUUACCGGACAAUGGAAAAAGGCUUUGAAAUGAGACAGUUGGGUAUCUUCAAGGCGAUGGUCGAGAAGGGACUCAUCUAUCGUCAGUACAAACCCGUAUAUUGGUCUCCAUCUUCAGGCACCGCUCUUGCAGAGGCAGAACUCGAAUACGACGAUAAUCAUCGUUCUCAGACCGCCUACGUCAGUUUUCCGAUCGUCAAGGUUCCUGAGUCCUUGGCUGGCCGUGUUGACAUGGGCAAUUUUGGAGCUCUGAUUUGGACCACGACUCCUUGGACUCUGCCGGCUAACAACGUCAUUGGUGUACAUUCGACCCUGGAAUAUUCUGUUGUAAAGAUGUCACGUCCCACGGCAACUGGCAAUCGCCCCAGUCAGUUUCUCGUUGCAAAGUCUCGUAUUGAAGCUCUCCAAAACAUUCUGAAAACGGAAUUUCAGGUCCUGGUUGAUAGUAUCUCCGGAGCUGAACUGGCUGGUCAGAUUGAGUAUACGAAUCCGCUCGAUCCUGAACAGGUAACUCCGCAGCAGAUUGUGCAUGCCGAUUUCGUUUCAGCUGCUUCUGGUUCCGGUCUUGUCCACAUGGCUGCUGGUCACGGUAUGGAUGACUAUAACGUUUGUAGAAGUCUUGGUAUUCCUGCAUUUGCUCCUGUCGAUGACAAGGGAUGCUUUACUCAAGAAGCGCUACCCGGUCAAGCUUACCGUAUUGCCGGCCUACCCGUCCAGGGCGAGGGGUCGAAAGCCAUCCUCGAUCUACUGAAGAACAUGCCUCGGGAUCCUCUUAUCGCUGUGCAAGACAUAACCCACAAAUAUCCAAUCGACUGGCGGACUAAGAAGCCCGUCAUUGUCCGAGCCACAGAACAAUGGUUUGCCGAUGUCGAAGAGAUCAAAACUGGCGCUCUUGACUCGCUGGAAGCUGUGAAGUUUUGGCCACAGUCUGCUAAAGCUCGACUGGAAAGCUUCAUUCGCGGCCGUAGCCAGUGGUGUGUUUCGCGCCAGCGUGCAUGGGGCGUGCCUAUACCCGCUUUGUACAACAAGGAUAACGGCGAGGCCCAUAUGACAGUGGGAAGCAUUGAGCACAUUAUGGGCGUUAUUGAGCAACGCGGCAUCGACGCUUGGUGGACCGACCCUGAAGACGACCCGGCAUGGGUCCCUGCUGGCUUGGAGGGCUCUUUCAUUCGAGGAAGGGAUACCAUGGAUGUGUGGUUUGACAGUGGAACCUCAUGGACUCUGCUGGAUGCUAAGCCGGGUAGACCUGUUGCGGAUGUUUAUCUCGAAGGAACCGACCAACAUCGGGGUUGGUUUCAAUCUUCGCUUUUGACUUACAUCGCGCACCAAGCUAUCAAAGCAAACAAGGGACACAUUUCCCAGGACACAAAAUUCGCAGCACCGUUCAAGGCUCUGAUUACGCAUGGUUUCACACUUGAUCAAGACGGCCGCAAAAUGAGCAAAUCUCUCGGCAAUACCGUAUCUCCUGAACAGAUCAUGGAUGGCUCGCUUCUGCCACCUCUGAAGCUCAAGAAGAAGCAGAAGAAAGAAGGCGCUAGCGCAAACACCGACGGCAAUCCUACAUACGAUGCUAUGGGUCCAGAUGCGCUCCGUCUAUGGGUUGCCAGUAGUGAUUACACCAAAGACGUUGUUAUUGGGCAACCGAUCCUGCUCGCUGUCAAUCAGGGCCUGCACAAAUACCGGGUAACUUUCAAGUGGCUCUUGGGAGUCCUUGCAGAUUUUGACCCUUCUGCUCCUGUAUCGGAAUCGAUCAAGACAAAUGAUCACGCACUCAUUGACACUAUCGCCUUGCACCAACUGAGCCGGACUGCGCACGCUGUCCAUGCUGCUUACGGCUCAUACGAAUUCUCCCGGGGCGUUGGAGCGCUGAGCAAGUACACGACGCAAUCGUUAUCCGCUUUCUACUUCGAGACGCUGAAGGACCGUCUCUACGCCGGUACUCCUGCUGACAGGUAUUCUGCGCAGCAAGUUUUGCACAAGAUCUUCAACGAGCUACUUGACAUGCUUGCGCCAGUGACCCCACUACUAGUCGAAGAGGUUUGGAGCUUCACGCCUGACCAGAUCAAGAAUGGCGUCGAGAAGCCUGGUCGCCGGACCUGGACGCCCUUCCUGACCGAAACAUACGCCAACAACACGGCCGCCGAACGCAUGGACUCGGUCGUGGCCUGCCUAACAGCCGCCCACAGCGCCGUCAAGUCGGCACAGGAAGCAUCGCGCGAGCAGAAACUCAUCGGUUCAGGUCUCGAGUGCGAAGUUGUAUUCCGCCUGCCCGUCGACACACCGAACCAAGUCAAGGCGCUGUUCCUGGCUCCGGAGAUGGAGGAACAGUUGGCGGAGAUCUUUGUCGUGUCGGGCGUCGAGGUGGUUGUGGGCGACGAGGAACCUAGCCCACCGAAGGAGCUGCCGUCUCAUGCCGUCAAAUGGGCAUCGAGUGAGAAGUUCGACGUUGGUGCGGACGAGGGCAGCGAGGCAAAAGCGACUGUGCGCCCAGCGCACGGGGAGAAGUGCCCGAGAUGUUGGCGCUAUGUGGCGCCGACUCCGGAAGAGCUGUGCCAUCGUUGCAAGGCUGUUGUGCCUGAAGCGUAG
Molecule: messenger RNA, 3081 nt
Organism: Aplosporella prunicola CBS 121167
Lineage: Eukaryota; Fungi; Ascomycota; Dothideomycetes; Botryosphaeriales; Aplosporellaceae
Exons: 2
Coding region: 1-3081 (1026 amino acids)
Biological process (GO): isoleucyl-tRNA aminoacylation
Cellular component (GO): cytosol
Molecular function (GO): tRNA binding; aminoacyl-tRNA deacylase activity; ATP binding
Source: RefSeq, a predicted model, not a curated record